Molecule: messenger RNA, 955 nt
Organism: Pyrus x bretschneideri (Chinese white pear)
Lineage: Eukaryota; Viridiplantae; Streptophyta; Magnoliopsida; Rosales; Rosaceae
Product: transcription factor MYB30-like
Exons: 3
Coding region: 84-872 (262 amino acids)
Source: RefSeq, a predicted model, not a curated record
AUAUUGAGCUCUCAAAUUCAAAGUAAUACUGUAUUAUUCUGAGUGAGAGAGAGAGAGAGAGAGAGAGAGCGAGAGAGAGAGAGAUGGGGAGAGCUCCUUGCUGUGAGAAGAUGGGACUGAAGAAGGGGCCAUGGACUUCUGAAGAAGAUCAAAUUCUUACAUCCUUUAUCCAAAAAUAUGGUCAUGGAAAUUGGCGUGCCCUUCCAAAGCAAGCUGGUUUGUUGAGAUGUGGGAAGAGUUGCAGACUCCGGUGGAUAAACUAUUUGAGGCCGGAUACUAAGAGAGGAAACUUUACAAGAGAAGAAGAGGAAGCUAUCAUUAAGUUGCAUGAUAUGCUGGGUAACAGGUGGUCAGCAAUUGCAGCAAGAUUACCAGGACGAACCGAUAACGAAAUAAAAAAUGUAUGGCACACCCACUUGAAAAAAAGACUCAAAGACCAUACUACAAUAACAUCGCCAGCAAGUAGCAGUAAUUGUACUUUCAUUGUCACAAGCCAGUCUACUGAUCAACCUGAAAAUAUGAAUUAUCCACAGCCAUCUUCUAGUGAUGUUUCCUCCUCAGUCACAGAAGUCUCAGGUGCAUUGAGAAGCGAUCAGGAUACGAUCGUCGUCAAAGGUGAAAACAUGGAGCCGUGGGAAACCUUCCCUGAAAUCGAUGACAGCUUCUGGUCAGAGGCACUCUCAGCUAACAAUUCCAGCACCCCAUUACUAUUUCCAAAGGCCGAAAAUGAUGAAACAAUAUCUGAGUUUCCGAUCACUGCCAACGAUUCGGAGGAAUUGGGUUUUACUUUUGGUCUAAACUUGGAUGAUGGCAUGGAAUUUUGGUAUGAUCUUUUCGUUAGAACUGGUCAUGGGGGAACACCAGAAUUUUGAGUUCUACUAUUUCCUCUCUUUGGAGUUUAGGAGGAAUUAAUUGGCGGUGAGAAAUGUUAUUUUUUUUAUCUUGUACUUGACCG